AUGUUGGGGAACACGCCCGCUGCUGUCAAGCUCCUAACUUGUCAGUUAGCCUACUUGACGGCAGCUGACAAGAAGUUCAGGACAGCUGAUGGACUUGAGAUCCACAGAGUUUGGAUUCAGGCAAGAAGAGAGGGAGCCUUGUAUUUCGUUGCAACCUCUUCCGGCAGUGUUUCCAAGUCCGGGUCUAGUGUCAAGCCAGAUGCAAACAGCUUUGAAGUCACGGAUGAGACGGGACCACCGCUGCUCGUCAGGGGCAGCGCCGGCGAGCGCGCGCUUGGAGAGUACGUGCUUGUGGUCGGCAAGCUCGGUUUGAGGCGCAUACCGAAGAUUGGCGUAGGCAAUCGGAGCCAGGACGCGGACGGCACAGCUGCGGGAAAGCGCCAAAAGGACUUCCAGCUGGCUGCGCAAAAGGUUCGCGCCCUGUCCGGUGCGAGCCGGCGUGCAGGCCUCUGGCAUCAGGAGGACGUACAGACGCUGUCAAGGGCCAAACCUAAAGCCAGUGUGUGCCACACUUCAAAAGGAAGCGACGAGUACGAGGAGCCCCAUGCGAUCAAGAACACAGCAGCAGACUAA
Volvox carteri f. nagariensis is the source of this 573-nucleotide messenger RNA. RefSeq lists its product as uncharacterized. The record is from RefSeq and is a predicted model, not a curated record. The transcript is spliced from 3 exons. Bases 1 to 573 code for a protein of 190 amino acids. Lineage: Eukaryota; Viridiplantae; Chlorophyta; Chlorophyceae; Chlamydomonadales; Volvocaceae.